Ogataea parapolymorpha DL-1 is the source of this 1734-nucleotide messenger RNA. Its product is annotated as Pyrimidine pathway regulatory protein 1. Gene Ontology annotation, molecular function: DNA-binding transcription factor activity, RNA polymerase II-specific; zinc ion binding; sequence-specific DNA binding. Bases 1 to 1734 code for a protein of 577 amino acids. The transcript has a single exon. Gene Ontology annotation, biological process: positive regulation of transcription by RNA polymerase II; DNA-templated transcription. Lineage: Eukaryota; Fungi; Ascomycota; Pichiomycetes; Pichiales; Pichiaceae. The record is from RefSeq and is a predicted model, not a curated record.
AUGGAAGAGCCGUCCAUCAAAAUGCUUGAAAAAAGAAUCGAUCUCCUCGAGGAAAGACUGGCAAAGUAUGAGAGCAUGUUUGAGAGCCUUAGUGCUGUGAAUGGUUCAUCUGCAGCGUCUAUGGCUCACUUAACUGUGCUCUCCAUGAUCCCGUUUAGAAACAGCUCUCCAACGGUGGACAACGAAUUCACAAAAAUCUCCAUUUAUGGCAAAAUCGACUCGAAUCAGCACCUAGACAGAUCGGAGCCGCUUCCAUCCUCAAUGGCUGAAUGCGAGCAGCUGAUCUCCAACUACUACCAAAUAGCCUGGAUACAGCAUCCAAUAGUAGAAGACGAAACCGUUUUGUACAAAUUGAGCUCCAAGCAUUAUCAAUCUCCUGAAAACCUGUCCCACUGGGAGCUUUUUGUUCUUUAUAUAUCUAUUGCCAUUGGAACCGCAAUUACAGGCGACAUGAGCGAUAAAUCUCAAAGUUAUUAUCUGAGCUCCAUCGUGCAACUAAAGAUUUUCUUAGCCAAAAUUACCUCCCCAGUACCAGACAACCGUGAUAUCAGCUCCCAAAUGCAAAUUCUACAAUCUCUUCUCUUGAUAUGUUGCUUUGGUCUUUUAAAACCUGUUUCCCCAGGAAUAUGGUAUGUCAUUGCGAAUGCAAUGAGAUUAUGUAUUGACAUGGAUUUGCAUGAGGAGCAUGUGGUGAAAAACAUUGGGAGCAGCUAUUACAGGAGGCUAUUCUGGUGCUGCUAUGCGCUCGAUCGACAAAUAUGCUGUUAUGUCAAUAAACCCUUCAGUUUAAAUGAUACUGACAUUACAACCAAUUUUGACGAAGUGUCCGUGGAUGAUCGCAGGCUUGCCAUUUCGUCACUAUUUUUCAAAAUUCGAAAACUACAGUCAAUGAUUCAACAGUUUAGCAGCAAAAAUGCUGUGUCAAAUAUGAACAAAUCCGCUAUGAACUGGAGACAUGAAAUGCAUGUGGAGUUGAACUCAUGGCUUGCUCAGGCUCUACAAUUUGAAAGGAAAACAGAUUCAGCUGUAAAGCAGGCCUUCAUAUCUUCCAAGAAUUUCCUCAUUCUAACUUACUUCCAGCAAUUACAGAGACUUUACAGGCCAGACAAUAUGUCCCCCGAGUGUCUCACAGUCGAUGAGUUUAUGGCUUUGUUCGAGAGCAGUACUAAGAUUAUAGCCACUUACGAGGUUCUGAGCCAUACCCGAAGCAUCAACUAUCGAUACUUGUCUGUCUACUCCAUUUAUCAAUCAGGGCUGACGGUACUUUAUUGUUUUAUAAAUUGUGCACAACUCCGACUAUUCGCAGACACAGUUGAGAGGCUCGAACAUACCAUGGCGAUAACCAAAGACCUACUUCGAAAACUGGAGAUCCAUUGUCCGCCAGCGCGGAGCGCCAUUCAAACUCUAGAGACAGUACAUCGCGACACGGCUGAGCAAGUUAUCAGGAAAGGAAAUUUAGAAAACAAAUACCUCUUUGAUCGCGGGUCGCAUUAUGGACCGUUUGACCCAAAUUCUAUCUCACUUCUAUCUCAUAAUGGAGCGAUUCCAUUGAUAGAAAACAAAGCAGUCACACAGGAGGUGCCGGACAUCCCUAAAUUUGGCUUGAACGCAACCAGUAAUGACUCCGCCUUACGAAGUAUCCGAACCUUAAAAUUAUUUCAGGAUUCUGCGAAGGACUCAUGGGAAUCGCUAUUUGAGGAGCCAUUUAAUCUGAAAGAGCUGAUGUUUGACUGA